CUUUAGAGUUAACAACCUUGAACUUGAAUGCCAGCCUCAACUCUCAGAGCUAGUGGCCAAUCUUCUGACAGUCGGAACCAGAGUCCUCAGGAACUCUGCUGGAGAACAAAGAUGGCGACUCCCAGCAGUUCUCCAUUGGUCUCCCUUUUUCUCUGGCCUCUUGCUAGCUGCCCUCAUGGUUUCCAUUCCCUAGCUGCUGGCCACUUUUAGCACCAGUGGUCUUUGUUACUCCCAGCCAGUAAAGUACAAGUUCACCCUGUCCUGUCGUAUUCAAAUUAUAAACCACGAAUAAUCAAGUAUGUCAUUCAAAACAAAAGGCUUGACUAAAGCUGCAGCAUAAGGAAGAGUGCCUGGAUCCUCAACCCCACCCCACCAGAGAAUGAGGGAGGUUGCUCCAGUGGCGGUUGGCUAUGGCAGGCAGCCGAAGAACAAAGGAGAGAAAUUACUUCAUUAGAGGAAUGGGGCUCUUCCUUUCUCAGUCCGCCGUGUUUCUUUAAUUAGAUUGUACAUCAUAAGGUAGUCUUUCUUUCUUGUCAAUUCCUAACUCUUAAAACUAGAAUUCUAUUUUUCUGAGAUCUUAUUCCACCAAUUCUACAAGUACAUUCUCCUUUUUAAUUUCAUAAUCCUAUCCCAGUGAACCUGAACAGCUCACUCAUUUAAAAAAACAAAACCCAAACCCCCCCAGGCUCCACCCAUUCCUCUCUUCCCAGACCAGGGUUGUACCUAACUUAACAGCGAUUCUCAAUCAAGAAUCAGGAGUGCCUGAAGGUUUUCCAAUAAGGCCAGCCCCACUGCCUGUGAAUCUGGGCUCCUCAGGCGGGGGCAGCUCCCUGAUCAACACCGCACAGCUGUGGCUGCGGGGCUGCAGGUCCUCCUCGCCUCCCGCUGCCAGCCGCAGGCCGAGCCCCAACGUGCUUGCAGAGGCCCUUCUGGAGACUUGACUUGCAGCUUCUUCGGAGAAGCAUACAAUGUCAGAACAAGAGCGUAUACAGGACUGUCUGAAGAAAGAAAUAAGGUCACUUCUUAUUUCCACUAAAGAUGGUUUGACACCACAUCAGUUGGAAAAAGAGUACCUUUUGAUGGUUGGCAACCGUCUACCACUCCGAAUCCUCGGCUACCGGUCCACCAUGGAGCUAGUGUUAGACAUGCCUGAAGUGGUUAAUGUCUGCCCCUGUGGGGAUGGUACCGUGAUACUGAAAGCCAUUCCAGAUGAAUCCACCAAAGGAAUGGCGAGUUUAGUCGCAAAGCAGAGGAGUAACCAUAAGGGUCAAAACUCCAUGCAGAAGGCAAGAGCCAGUAUUUGCUCUGGGACAAGUUCUCGGCGAGUGCCUUACCGAGGAAGGGUGCCACCUAUUCUUCCUGCCGUUGUGAAGAGUGAGUUAAAAGACCUCUUGGCAUUGUCUCCUGUUCUGCUUUCUGAUUUUGAGAAGGCAUUUGCCAAGCGAUUUGGACGAUCAUUCCAAUAUAUGCAAUAUGGAUUCCUCUCUAUGUUUGAAGUGCUGAAUGCAGCUUCAGAUGUUAUUUCUGUUGAGCAGACCAGAGCAGGUUCUUUAUUGAUGCUGAAGAAGAGUGUAUCAGAGGAAAAACAUAGAAGGUGGCCAACAGGUAAAAUUUUCACCCAGCCAUUUAGAAUGAAACAAGGGCCGUGUUCCACAGGCUUCUCAGUUACAAAGCCAUGUUUUUCACAACCCGUUCCAAACACGGAACCACCAAAGCAAAUAGUGAACAUGGAGAAGACUUCCACAUUCAGUGCCGGGAGGACUUCAAGGCUGAAUCAUACUGAGAAACUACACCAGUUAGAGAACUCAUUCAAGUCAGUUAUUGCACAAAUUGGACCUGGAGGGACUAUUGAUCCAGAACUAAAACAUAAGAUAAAAUGUGUUGUAUCUAAGUUUCCAGAGGGUUUGUUUAUUUCUAAACUGCUUGGAGAGUUUGAGAUAAUUUUUAAAGAGCAACUUUCACCAAAGGACUUGGGCUUUUUAAAUGUGACAGAACUUGUUGGAGCUCUUAGUGACAUACUUCGUGUUGAGUCUAGGGAAGGAGAACAAGACUUGCUGGUGUUUGAUGCUGAUAUGAAGCCUAUACAUCCUGAUGGAGUUGCCUCAUCCAUCAGAAAUUCAUGUUUUGUUCAAUCAAAUAAAAAAGGAGAACCCAAAGUGUACACCUCCAGUCCUCCAAGAAAUGCACCAUCUACUGCUGCUGUUAAGGAGACUAUAUGGAAUUGCUCUUUGAAAAAACAUAAAGAUCCAGAGCUGAAGAUUUGUAAGGAGCCUAACCUGGUGGAACUAGAAAUCAGCAAACCACAGCUCAACUUGUCACUGGCAAAUCAUGAUAUCCCACCAGAUGCUGUACAAGAAAAGAAAUUAUGCAGACUUCCCCCAUUAGAUACCAGUACCCUUGUGGGGGUCUUUGUGGAGUACAUUAUCUCUCCUAGUCAGUUCUACAUCCGAAUCUAUAGCAGGGAUUCAUCAGAGUUACUGGAAGACAUGAUGAUUGAAAUGCGGCGCUGUUACUCAAACCAACUAGUUUCUGAUCGAUAUACCAUGCCAGAACAUUUUAUCCAGCCGGGACAUCUCUGUUGUGUAAGAAUUUCUGAAGAUAAGUGGUGGUAUCGAGUUGUUAUCCAUCAAGUCCUGGCAAAAAAUGAAGUUGAAGUGUUUUACCCAGACUUUGGAAAUAUUGGUACUGUCCAGAAGUCCUCUCUAAGGUUCCUGAAGUGCUGCUACACCAAGCUUCCGGCUCAGGCUAUCCCUUGUUCUUUGGCUUGGGUGAGACCAGUAAAGGAACACUGGACAUCCAGAGCAGUUUUGCAGUUCCAGAAGUUGUGUGGUUUGAAGCCAUUAGUGGGAGUAGUGGAUGAAUAUAUAGAUGGAAUCCUCAACAUCUUUUUGUGUGAUACAUCCUCAAAUGAAGACAUUUAUUUCCAUCACGUCUUGAGAACAGAGGGCCAUGCUAUUGUAUGCCGAGAAAAUGUCCCUUCUAAGGGUUUCCGAGACCUAAACCCUUUAGCUUUAUACACUACUGAGUACAGUGGUGUGCUGGAUGAUGUCAUGACGGAACUGGGUUAUCUUUCCCAGCACCACUAUUUUAAUGAAGACCGAGAGAUAAGUCCACAAUCCAAAGAGUGUAAAUUACAUACCCUGGAACCAUUAAAGGAUUCAGAAUUCAAUUCUUUGAAAAUUCUGAAGAACUCUGAAGAUGAUCAAAAGUGUUGCAUCACAGAGCCCAAGAAUCUGAAGGAAGAAAAUGAGGAUGAGAUUCCCACUGGCAUGCCAUGCCUGGAGUCAGUGACUAUAGGUGAUGAUAUUUGGGAUGAGAACUGGCUGAAAAUGGAAAAGGAAGGUGAUGUUGUCUCCCAGCUGUUUACCUCAGGCUUUGGUGGAAAGAAACAGUAUUCAUCAUGUGAAGAAAAAUCACAAAAGGAUUGUUUUUCUCCACCCAAAGAUAAAUGGGAUGAUUUAUGGCAGCCUUCAGGCCUUGUAAAUGGAAUGAAAGUAGAAAUUCAAAAACCAGAAGCGCUAGAUGCUAAAGAAAAAACUACUGGAACAACCAGUAUUGAAAAGGAAAUAGGUUUGGAAGAUGCUUUGGAUUCUCCCACACUGCCCAGACUGGAAGAGUUUUACAUCUCUUUUAUUCAAUCACAAAAGUCAGCAAAAGGGAACCACUUUGAAACUAACAAUAUUCUGACUGAGCCGAAGCAAAUCCGGCUGUCCACAGCAGUAUCCAAUUCAACUCCUGCAGUGGUUGACUCCCCAAGGAAAGAGUCUGCUUCUGUGGAAAGAUCUCCAGGGAGCCAAAAGAAUGAAGAUUUUUCCAAUAGUAAUACUACCCCAAUGUUCAAGAACAAGAGUCCAGGUUCUAUGGAUCAACAGUCUUUUAUUUUGUCUCCAGAGUACAAGAUUUCUCAGAAGCUCUACAUUCCUCGAAGCACAGCCACUGCUGCCUUAGGGGCUGCUGCCCGGUUAGCUACAUCCAGGAGCUUCCUGCAUUGGUAUCCCAGUGUGAAACGGAUGGAGGCAUGAGCUAAGGUGGAAGAGUUUGAAGCAGACUAGUAUUUUGGUAGUUGAUACUUGUAUGUGUCUGUGACCAUUCAUAGCUUUAUGAUGCUAACCACAUUGAUGUAUAAGUAUUGAUGUUUAGUGUUAAUUUUUAUUUUUACUAAUUUCAUUUUAUUCUGUAUGAUUGAGUCACCUUUUUAAAUGUUUAAUGUAGUUUAAAGGAAUUUCUGUUUCUAUAUUUUUCUUGUACAUAUCAUGACAUUCAAUGAAAAUUGAAGGUCUAAAUAUUCUUACAUAUAUAUCUCCAGAAAAAGGCUGUCUGAAUUUUGGGGCCACUGCUUUCUAUUUAAUUUGGAUUUUUGCUAUCAUAAAGGAAAUGUAUACCCUGAAGGUUUGGUCAUAUAAAUACUUGUACUUUUUAAAAAAUGAAAUGUUAGGCGUGGUUGCACACACCUGUAAUCCCAGCAUUUGGAAGGCAGGAGUAUCAUUGUGAGUUUGAGGGCAGCCUAUGCUACAUAGUGAGUUCAAGGCCAGCUCAGAAUAGCAACACUGUCUUCAAAAAACUAUUUUUACUAUGAGCUAAUUUUGAAACCUAGCCAUCUCUGUAGUUACCAUAGUUCUCAGAAGCCUUAAAGGAGCAUGGUUCUACAGUGGUAUUAUUUAAGCCUUUCUAUAAAGUAUUGUCUAAGUUUAUACUUCGUGAUUUGUUAUGUGGCAUUCUGUUCAACUCAUACUAUCAAUCAAAAGAAAAAUAAAGAAGUGAGCUUGAGCCUAGGAUUUUGAAGCCAGUUAGAACAACAUAGCAAGAUGUUGUCUCAAAAAUACACAAAUCCAGAUUCACCUUUGAUUCCAGUGUAUCUAUAAGAAUGUUGAUACACUAACAAACCCAAAAAAAAAAAAACCACACAAGUAACCUAAAAACAGUGUUCAUAAGUUGACCAGACAUAUCAGACUUUUUUUUUCUUUUGGUAUCUCAGGAGUCUGAAAUCACGGCCUCACACAGGUUAGGCAAGUGCUCUUCCACAAAGCUAUCACCCAAGCCCUGUAUCAGACAUUGGAGAGUUUCUUAAAGGGUCAGUGAAGACUUAAGUGCUAUGUGAGAUGCUCAACUGACAGGAACUGACAAAGCUCUGGUUGUCAUAUAAGUUCAAAUAUCCAGUUUGUUUUUUAAGAGAAAAUUUUUUCUAAAAGUGAAAAAUUCAUUUUUAAAAUAAUGCUUCAGAAUUCUACCUUUAAUGAAAAAAGUCUGAGAAAUGUACUUCUCUUCUCCAGAUGAGCAGUUACUGGGUUUGAAAUAAGAAUCUAGUAGCAGUAAAGUGUCAGAAGUAGAAGAGUUGACAGAAGUAAUAGAAUUUAGUAGAUUAAAAUGUAACCUCUCUGUAAUAACACCCAAGGGCCAGGAGGAUCUCUGCCAGAGCUGGGCAGUCUUUUUGUAAGUUGAUUUCAUAACCUAACAAGAACUAAUUUUAUACCUUGCAAGUUGGAGAUUAUGGAAUAACUGCAUUAAGGCUUUGUCAGAAUCUUGACCUUUUGCAAAUAAAGAGAACAGCAACUUAGAGCCACCAGAAUGGUGAAUUUCAGCACUCCUUGAAAGAAGUCUGUUUAGUAAUUAAUAGCUGACAUCUCAUAUGAGUUAGAGUGAUGAAUGAACAUUUGAAAGGCUUGUACAUUUUGAUUACUUGUUUGGCUAGGCCGGCUGAUGUGUCUGUUUACUUACCUUGUCCUAAAAGGUAGACUUUGGUGGGUACCCAAAGCAUUAAAUUUAAUGGAUCAUUUGAAAUAGAAUAAAUAGGUUUCUUAUAUGGGCAAGAAGAGCCAUAAGAAAGAAAUGUACAAAAGAUACAUAGAUGAGCUGCAGAUGGGAGCACAUGUCUGUAAUUCCACCUACUCAGAAGACUGAAGCAGAGGGAUUGCAAGUUCAAGCCCCCCCCCACCUCCGCAACUCAGUAAGACCCUGCUCAAAAAAGUGGGGUGGGGAUAUAGCUCAGUGGUACAGCACCUCUACAUCUGAUCCUUAGUACCACACACACAAGAUAUAUAAAAUAACGUUAUAUUUUCAAAAGAUACACAUGCACACUUUGAACAUUUGUGAUAUUAAGGAGCUACCUGCAGUAAUGCAAAUCUCACAUAUGUGACAUGCCAGUGAUUCCUAUGUCUUGAAGUUUCUGGCAUUUGUGUUUAACCAACUUAGAUUAAAUGAUUUUGAUCUAGGAAGAACCUUAGAUGAAGAACUAUGCAGCCUAGAAAAACUGACUUGUCUGUACUCACACAGCUUGAAUUCCCAGACCUGCUGACUCCUAGCCCAGAGCCUUUUACAGAAAAAAAAAAAUAAUACAAUUCCAUCUUGUUUAACUGAUUUGUGCCAGAAGGCAUAACUUUUGUAGAGCCCAAAAGAAUGGUGUUUUUGAUAGCUGAAAACACUCUUGGUGUUGGUGGAUGAGGGGACUAAUACUUCAUAUUCAUGAACAAUUUAGCAGUGGGAAAUUCUACAGCUGAAGAGUGUGAAAAAGAGGCCCCAUAAUGAAUGAGAAACCAGCAUCUGCCAGAUAAAUCUUUCUGAAGCUUCCUGUAACAUUUAUAGCACCUUAUAAGACUUUCCUAACAUUUUAACAAUAUUUUCAGAAUUGCAUGUGGUGACAUGGCGACCAUUCACACUAUUCAUAAUUAUGUAGGAGCCAUUGCUAAACAUUGAAAAUAUUUCAUUUCCUGAUCCCAUUUCCUCUAUUCCAAGAACCUUGAUCUUUCCAAGAUGUCAACAAAGUACAAAUCCGCAUCAACAAAGUCUGUGUGUAUAUCUUGUGUUUAGCCACAAUCCCAACACGUAGGUGUCACUUGGCUCAUUUAGUCAGUCACCUAACAAGUCACCAGUUAGAGUUUUGGAUCAUUGGCCUACUGGAACCAGACUCCUUUAAACACUGCUUUUUUAACUGUAUACACAGAAAAUGUUAACUGUUCAGACAAGAACUUUUAUAAUAUAACUGACUUGUGUACCACUUGUUAUGUGAAAUUGAGUAUUUAGCUAUAAUUAAAAACUGAGAUUGUAUUGCCAGCUAAACUUUUUGGGGUUAUAAACAUAGUUUUCAGUAAAUGCUUAAAAAUCUAUUAGUCAUAAGUUCUUUCAUAUUUCUGUUAAAUAGUUUUAAUUUAUAGAAAAAUGAGUAUAGGAAUGUUAACUUGAUUAUUUCUUAAUGUAAUUUAGAUAAAUUAUCUGAUGAGGAAACCAAGUUUUUGACUAUCUCUGUUCUCAGCUUUUGUUUGCAAACCUAAUAGCAUAUUGUUGGGAUCAAGAAACAAUGAUGAGAUUAAUCUUUGGUUUUGUUUGAUUUAAAUAUUUUGUUUGAUUUAAAUAUUUAUGAAGUUGGAGUUUGUUUUGUCAAAAAUGUCUACAUGUUUAUUUGUAAUUAGUUUUUAUUGUAUUGAUUCUGUAGAAAUAAAAAUUGCACCUGAGUAUGAA
Cavia porcellus (domestic guinea pig) is the source of this 7452-nucleotide messenger RNA. RefSeq names its product tudor domain containing 5 (gene Tdrd5). The record is from RefSeq and is a predicted model, not a curated record. Gene Ontology annotation, biological process: germ cell development. The transcript has 18 exons. NCBI's taxonomy places the organism in Eukaryota, Metazoa, Chordata, Mammalia, Rodentia, Caviidae. Bases 969 to 4022 code for a protein of 1017 amino acids.